Molecule: messenger RNA, 1411 nt
Organism: Macadamia integrifolia
Lineage: Eukaryota; Viridiplantae; Streptophyta; Magnoliopsida; Proteales; Proteaceae
Product: protein FLX-like 3
Exons: 5
Coding region: 203-1036 (277 amino acids)
Source: RefSeq, a predicted model, not a curated record
CCUUUACACUCGGAAGACUGAAGAGCCAGUCCGCCCCCGUACGGCCAUACCAUAUCAAAAGCGGGGUUUUAACUUCAUCGGAAACCAACCACCGCCACCGCCACCGCCACCGCCACCGCCACCUCCACCUCCACCUCCACCUCUAUUAUCAAUAGCUCUGAGAGUAGAACAGAGCUUGCAUCUUCAAAGAGGAUAAAACAUAAUGGCAGGGAGAAAUCGUAUGCCUAGACAUCCUUUGAAUGAUGGGCGGCGUGGAUUCCCUCCUGAACGCCCAUUUAUUCGUGGCCCAUUGCCUCCACCAUCUCACCCUGCUCUGCUGGAGGAAGAACUUGAAAUGCAGCAUAUCGAAAUGCGUAGGCUUUUGGCUGACAAUCGAAGACUAGCUGAAGAUCAUAUCGCCCUGCAGCAAGAGCUAGGUCUUGCCAAGGAAGAUCUGCAUCACAUGAAUAUGACCAUUGCAGAUAUUCAUGCGGAGAGAGAAGCUCAUUCUAGAGAGCUUAUUGAGAAGGGCUUGAAACUGGAAGCUGAUCUACGAGCAGCUGAGCCUUUGAAAAAUGAGGUUGUACAGUUGCGCAUGCAAGUCCAGAAGCUGGAUACCUCAAAGAAGGAUCUGGAUGUACAAGUACAGACUCUCACAAAAGACAUGGCAAGGUUACAAGCUGAUAAUCAACAGAUUCCCAGUUUGAGACAGGAGAUUGAUAUGCUGCACCAGGAGCUUAUGCGUGCUAGAACUGCUGUUGAGUAUGAAAAGAAGGCAAAUAUGGAGUUCAUGGAACACAGGCAGUCUAUGGAGAAGAAUUUAGUCUCCAUGGCACGUGAAAUUGAAAAGCUACAUGCAGACCUUGCGAGUGUUGAUGGUAGACCAUGGGCUGCCGGUGGAGUUUACGGGAAAAAACUCAACAGUCCUGAUGGAGGGUUUCCUUCUGCUUAUGGGAAUGGAUAUGGGGCUCAUCUGGGUAUUGCUGACAAGGGUCCUUUUUAUGGUGCUGGCUCUGGUUCAUGGGGGCUUGAGAAUCCCCGCGCUGCCCGUCGCUGAGAUCAGGAUAUUUUCCAUUUGAAGUGGACGAAGUGCAUCUGCUAUUUUGUUGCUUUCCUGUUCCCUGGGACUGAAAGGUCUAGAAGUCUCAUGUUUAUCAAUAGGUGCAUGUGGCAUCAAUUAUCUAUUAAUAGAAUGUUCUUAGCAAAUCAGAAACUUUGCUCAAAUAGGAGUUGUAAUGUGCUGCUGUUCCACCCCCCCCCCCCAAUGAAUGUUUACUGUGAAAUUUAAAGUAGGGUAUUUGACUCAAGUUCUGUUCCCUAGGAGAGUAGGAGAUAUUCCUUGGGCAUACUACCAUUUGGAUUUCUAUUGCCAUUGCCAUUGCCAUUGCCAUUGACCUUGACUUAUGUUACUUAAAUAGUGCAUAUUUUUUUA